Messenger RNA from Leptopilina boulardi, 6664 nucleotides. RefSeq names its product sestrin homolog (gene Sesn). The record is from RefSeq and is a predicted model, not a curated record. The coding region runs from base 794 to 3634 and encodes 946 amino acids. The transcript has 11 exons. Lineage: Eukaryota; Metazoa; Arthropoda; Insecta; Hymenoptera; Figitidae. Gene Ontology annotation, cellular component: nucleus. Gene Ontology annotation, molecular function: L-leucine binding; oxidoreductase activity, acting on peroxide as acceptor. Gene Ontology annotation, biological process: regulation of response to reactive oxygen species; positive regulation of macroautophagy; cellular response to leucine starvation.
UGAAACUGUCAGCGGUGUUACUUCUAUUAAAUUUUCGCUGCAAAUAAGUUUUUCCAAACAUUGCCAUCGAUUGUAAUAGUUAAAUUUAAUUGUCAUUAACUUUUAUUAAAAACAAAUAAAUUUAAUUAUUUUUGAUUCAAUGAGAAAAAUUGAGAAUCCUUUCUAAGUUUAUCGAGUGUGCACGCAAAAGGGAACAGCUUCACUUGCCGGUCAGUCUACUGGAAGAUUCCAUUGUGAGUGGGUUUAAAAAGUUUUUACUCCUGUGAUUUGUGUUUUUCGCGAUUAUCAGUGUUCAUUCUCAAUUUAUUAUCACUUGAAAAGAUUUUAAAUUCAAAAAAAAAAAAAAAAACCCUCAAACGACGGAUAACCAGUGGACUCUAGAACAAAAAAAAAAAAAAUAUCUUUCGCUACGACCAAUGAGAAGAGAUACAAAUUAAAAUAAAAUACAUAUUAACUGGCAAAUGAUCUUUAGCUAAAAAAAUGUAGUGUACAAGACCAAAAAAGAAUAUUAUCCUUGUGUGUGAAACUCCUUUUUCAUGACUUCGAUAGUGUGUUUUUUUUAAACAACAUUUUUUUUUUCCUGUAAAAACGACCAAUUUACUUCCGAAAAAAAAAAUAUCAAGAAUUAGAUAAAUAAAAUUAAAAAAUUUUCGCGCACUUAAUGCAAUUUGAUCAAGUAUUUAUAUAAUUAUUGUUGAGAGAAUUAUAAAUAUAUAUAUAUAUAUAUAUUAAAAAGAAUAUAGUUAAUAAAUUAUUAAAGUUUUAAUUGAAGAGAAAAGAUCUGAAAAGAAAAAUGUAUAAGGAACCAAAUAUGUUGGCUGGCAAUGGAACAAAAGGAGAUGAAAUUGAUUUGGUCAGUAGAUUUCUAGCGCCCCUUUGCUCUCGAGAUGAGAAUGCAAGAGACAUUGCUUUGGCGAAUGCAAGAACAACAGUUGAGGGAUGGCUCGGUGGAGUUGGUAGUCCCAAUCACUGUGGAGAUACAACAGAGAUGAACGAGCGACCUUGUUCUACUGGUGUCUUCAGGGGACAAGAUGGAAGGUACGAUAUGAAUAUUGAACGAUCGCCAACAAAGGUAGCGCCGAAAAAUUUUUAUCAACAUCCUGAAUCACGUGGUACAUUCAAAAUGGAAGGUUUCUUUCCGCAGAGUAUCACUGAAAAUUCAAUAUUUUCAAAAGAAACAAUUUCCAUAACACCAGAGAGAUGUCCAUUUGAUUCAUUUGAUUCUGUCGAUGGUCGUGUUAAUGAUUCAUUUUAUAGAGCGGCAAAUGAGGGAGGCCGACGUUACGGUAUUGGUGUUGAUAGUCAUGGUGAAAAGCUCGCUAAUUCAAAUUCCUCUGACGAAGGCAAGGGAUUUAAGCUUGAGGGUGCUCGAGCGCUAAGGUACAGAGAACCAGAGACACGCUUCAGUUCAAGUAGCGAGAGUGAAAGAAGAUUUUCAUCAUCGCCUGAAAAACUUAACGAAACUUGUCACGAUGACAAGCAACGUGCAGCAAAAUAUCCUGUUAAAAUUAAAAUUUCCAAACAAAAACAACAAUUAAAUGAAAAUUAUGAUCAAGAUUCUGAUACAAGAAUUUAUGGCAAAAGUCCAAAAUUUGACGAUAAUUUCACUAGUUUUCAAUCAGUUAGCGAACAAAUGAAUAAUGAUAGAAGAAGUUUGAAUAUUUGUGAUGUUGAUACAACGACAACGACGACGACGGCGACGAGUGGACGUAAAUAUCAUAAUCAUCAUCAUUUACUUCAAAGUGAUGAUGUUGUUUCAUCCCAUGAGGAUGAUGUUCUACGAUCACGUGACGGUGUUGUUUUUAAUACUUUAGAAGGUUUUGGUAAUGAGGAUAUUGAAAAUAUGAAUUUAGAGCCAAUUAUGCCAUUUUAUUUUUUGGAAAAUGUCGAGGAAAAAACAAAUGAAAGAACACAACAUGAUUAUUUGCGUAAUAAUGAAGAAAGAAAAUUUAGCGCUGGACAAAUUAAAAGACCCCUUUCACAAGAUGAGGAUGUGUCAACUAAAAGUGGACGUGUUCUAGAGACUCCUGAGGUAACACCAAGUGAAGUUGGAAGAAUGUUAAAUCUUGGAAAUGUACUCGAUGGUCCUCGUCAAAUUCAAGCUAAUAAAUACUUGAGUAUGGUCACUCUUCAUUUGCCAGUGAUAUUGAGACUCAGUGUCAACUGUCCUUUUCGUAAUGUCAGAAUAAAAUGCGCCGAGAUACUCGAGAUGGUCAAGGAAAGAGGAGUUCCAGUGCCAAAUCCAGUAUUUGAGGGUCCCAGUGCCUUCGUCCCAACAUCAGAGUUACCAGAUUUGGACAAUUUAGAUGAAAAGUCGUAUAUGCUGUUUAUGGAUGCUUUCCUACAAAACAACAGGCUAGAUCAUGUUUCGAGAGUUAUGUCUUCACAUCCUUCCUAUUUGGAACACUUUUUGAAAACACAAAAUUUCAUUCUACGUGGAGACGGUCCUCUUCCCUACGAUUAUCGACAUCUCAUCGCAAUCAUGGCUGCUGGAAGGCAUCAAUGCAGCUACCUCAUUAAUCUUCAAAAGUCAGAAUUUCUACAUCAAGGUGGCGAUCCAUCGUGGCUUCAGGGCUUAAGAUCGAUACCAGGGAAGCUACAGGAUUUGUAUGAGAUCAACAAAAUUCUUGCACACAGGCCUUGGCUCCUCAAUAAAACACACAUAGAAAAAUUAACGAAAGGUGCCGAUAAUUGGUCGUUAGCCGAAGUUGUCCAUGCGAUAGUUCUUUUGGCUCACUUCCAUUCGCUGUCGUCCUUCGUCUUCUCCUGCGGCAUUAACGAGGAAUUGGACAACGUUGCAGGUUAUCAUUACAAGGAGAAUGUCCAAGACAAUAGCAUUAAAAUACAACCUGCCAAAGACAAACUUUCUAGUAGUCCCAAGAAAAUUCUCAAUGGCAGUGGCAAGACUGAAUCCAUCCCGUCGCCGCCUUCUUCACCCAGUAUAGUAGGAGAGCAAGAAGUCGGUGUUGAGACCCUUAUGGAACGAAUGAAGCGACUUUCGGAAAAGUCUGAAUCUUACCAAAUCACGCAAGAAGAAUUGUCAAAACGAUUUGAAACAGUUGAAACGCAAUCAGCAGAAUUGGCCGCUGCUCCCCAGAGAAGUUCAAUUCUCGAUUCGGACAUUGGAUUGUUCAUUGAGGAUCCAACCUUCAUUUAUCAGGAUUUUGCCAAGCGAGGACAACUCAACGACAUACCAACGUUUCGCGUACAAGAUUAUUCUUGGGACGAUCAUGGUUAUUCGUUGGUCAAUAGGCUUUACAAUGACGUAGGCAAUCUUCUCGAUGAUAAGUUUAAGACGGCCUACAAUCUCACGUAUUACACGAUGGGCACGCACAAUAAAGUUGAUACAUCGCGUUUUCGACGUGCUAUUUGGAAUUAUAUUCAAUGCAUGUUUGGAAUUAGACAUGAUGACUAUGAUUAUAAUGAAGUAAAUCAACUACUUGAAAGAAGUUUGAAAACCUUUAUCAAGAGUGCCGUUUGCUAUCCAGAACGUGUCACGAAAAGGGAUUAUGAUCGCGUGAUGAGGGAGUUUAAACACAGUGAAAAGGUUCAUGUGAAUUUAAUGAUUCUGGAAGCUCGAAUGCAAGCAGAAUUAUUGUAUGCCUUGCGAGCUGUGAUGCGAUAUAUGACCUAAUUUUUUUUUUUUUUUUUUUCGUUUAUUUGUAUGGCGAUUAAUCAGUCAAUCGAUUUUGCCAAUUCUUUUCUCGCAUGCGAUUUGGCGAGAUUCAGAAAAAAAGAGAGAGAUGACAUUAAAUAAUUGUUGUGUAUAAGGCUCGAAAGAAAUAAUGAGCCAAUUAAAAAAAAAAAAAAAUGGCAACAGCAUGUUACGAGUCUUAUGUAUAUUUUUCUUUUUCUGAAAAACUUAGAUGUGAUUCUGUUAUAAGUUUUUAUAUAUAAAUAAGAAUAUAUAUAUAUAUAUAUAAUAACUUGUGCGAGAAUCGAAAAAAUAUAGCUUUAUCCAUAAUAUAAAGAUAAAAAAAAGAAGAUAUUUACAAAAAAAAAAAAUAUAUAUAUAUAAAUGUGAAUAAAAAAAAAAAAAAAAAAAAAAAAAAAUGGAAAUAUUGAGACACUUUUUUGAAAUGCAGCGCGAAAUAUUAUUUACGAGAAAAAAAAGCUUUAUCAAUAAUUUCUUUGUGAAAGAUUUUUUUUUUUUUAUUGCGCCUUUCGUUUGUAUUCAUAUAAUUUUUAUGCAAUUUUUCUUGAAUUCCAUUUUUCAUAAAUACUUUUUUAAAAUUUUUUUUUUUUUUUUUUUUUUUUAAGUUAAUAUUGUGAAAAUACUUAGCAAAUUAGACAAAUUUUCGAAUAUUAUUUUUAUUCAUUUUUGUGACAUUUUAGGAGAAUUUUUCAUUUUUUUUCAAAGAGAAAAAAUGUUUUUUUUUGUGAAAUGAAUUAUAUGAAAAAAAAAUUGCCCUAAAAAAGAGGAAAUAUUUAUUUUUUAAAAAUAAUUUUCGAAAUUUUUAAAUGCUUGUGUUUUUUUUUAAUAUUAUUAUUGAUUACAAAUUCACUCGAAUGAGAGAAAUUUGCUUGUUUCGACACAUAUCUACAUUUUUCAAAAGCUCACAAUGAGCUCAAUGUAAAUAGUCUUUUUUUUUUCUCUAUUUUUUUCCACAACAAAAUUUUCUGUCUCAAUUUCGUUUUUUUUUUUUUUUUUGACUUGUGAUUUUUUCCUAGGGUCACUUUGUUUUUUGUAAUUACAUAAUUGUUUUUGUAUUAAAUACUAAUAUAUAGAAAAAUUUUUUUUUUUUUAAUAUUUCGAAUCAGAGUUUAUUUUCUUUUUGGAAAUUGUAAUUUUGAUUCAAAAUUUUUUAGCUUUUUUUAAAAAAAAUAUUUAUUUAUUAAAAAAUUUUACAUUUUUUUAAAAUGUUUUUUUUUAAAUAAUUAAUUGUUCGUAAAAGAAAAAUUAAUAUAUAAAUUAAAACUCUUUUUUUUUUUUUUUUUACAAAACUCUUGAUUUUUCAUGAAUCACAAUAUUUGUAAGUGUCUUUGUAAUAAUUAUUAUCAUAAAUAGUUAGAUAAUUGAAAAAAAAGUAGAGAAUUGCAAGCAUUAAACAUUAAUGUUUCGGUGAAAAAAAAAAUCGAAAUCAUUUGAUGAUUUUUAAAUAUGAUAAAAAAUAUAAUUGUUAAAUUUUACAAAUAUCUGUUGUAUAUUUUUUUUAAAUAGACAUUUUUUAAAUCUAAUUUUCUCUAUUUGUGUGACCAUCUGUCGAUAAGAUUUUUAACAAAUAGAAUUUUUUUUUUUAAAUAAAUGUAUUAUCGAAUUUGAACUGAUAUCAAAAAUUGAGGUGUUUAACAUUUUUUUUUAUGUGGUACUUGUAAAUGAAUGUACAAAGAGAGAUGAUUAAAAAAAGCAUGCUGUUUGUUUAAUAGGAUUUUCAAUAUUUUUGCGCUCUUUCAUUAAAACAAAACAGAAAAAAAAACAAAAAAAAAAAUUAGUUUUGUAUUGCUGAUAAUUUUAUAAUCGUGCCAUCGUCCCUCAUUGUUACUCUGCUAAAACCUGCGGAGAUUUCGCAGGCGAUAUUUUUUAAGUUACAAAGACGGAAUUGUGUGUAUACUCAUUUUGAAAAAAAAAAUUUCUCUUUCUAUCUUUCUAGAGCAAAUGAGUAUUCGUCUUUUCCGCGCAGCGAUCUCAGUUAGAGUGCGAAUGUCGAGGGAUGAUGUAAAAAAAAGCACGUGAAUGAUUUUUUUAUUUUUUUUUUUUUUUUUUUUUAUUUUCAUUAACUGACAUGCGAAAGCAAUCAGAGAAAAGGACGAAAUAUUUAUUUAGUAACAAUAUGUAAUACAAUGUAGUUUUAUGAUUUUUACAUUUUCUUCAAAUUGCACACAAAUGCUUGUUUCGCUUUCCAAAAAAAAAAGAAAAAAAAAAAAAAGAAAAUGGGAGCGUAAAACUUGACAAAAAAAAAUGGACAAUUUGCGUUGGUGCAUCGAACCAAUGACGUUGUAGAGCGCAAAGAAAAGUUUCUGGAACUGCGAGUAUUUUUUUAAGAAUUACUGUUUAAGACUAAAAAAAAAUAUGGCUAUAUUAUAUUGUUAUUUUUUUAAUUGCUUUUGUCUGAAGAAACAAAAAAAAAACAAUGAGAUUUUUUUUUUUUUAUAUAAAUAAUCGUGACUCGGAGUGUGAGAGGGGAAAUUUUUUCAUUUUUCGCUCCUGUGAUUUUAAUUGUAUUUGCGAAAUGGAAAUGUUGAAAUAUAAUUUCAAUUUAUUGUAAUUUAUUGUAAAAAAAAAUUUUAUUUUCGAGAAGAAAAAAAAAAUAUGAGGUUUGGGAAAAAAUUUGAAGAAUCGAUAAAUUAUUAAAAAAAAAAAUCGAUUAUUAUAUUUAAUUUCUUAUAUAUAGAAGAAAAGAAAGAAGAAAAAGAUAUAUAUAUUAUAUAUAUCAAGUAUUCGUGUGGUCGUAAGUGGACGUUUUAUAAAAAUGAAGAGUUAUCGAUGUAUUUUCUAUAUAUAUAUAUAUAUUAUAUAUAUUAUUAAAAAAUAAUAAUAAUUAGCACUUGGUCACCCGAGUUUACGUGUUUUAUGACUUUGUUUCUUCUUUUUAAUUGAAAAAAAUAAUUAACUGACAAUGCUGUGAGGCGAGAGGAGAAAAAAAAUUUGUUUCUUUUGUUUAAAUCGAGCUGGCGCCUCGACAAAAAAAUAGUCAAAAAAAAAAAUAAAAUAAAAUAAAAUAAA